CUGCGCGGGCUGGUUUGUGUUUCUUCCUCCUCGAAAUACGGCCGAAUUUAGGCAGCCUGCUUCGGUACCGAUUCUCCUGACGCCACGGUUUGAGAGGGGAGGCUUUGGGCUUCACGUGCGUGUGUCGCUUCGGCGUGGAUUCUUCCAGCCUUCAACUUUUUUUCCACGAAAAUCCGUUCAAACCGGCAAGAGCCGUGAUGUAUUUUGCGGAAUUCAGGUGAAAUUCGCCCAAACCCACGAAACCGAGCCGGGAAACACCGAAUGCACCUGAAAGCCCAAUCAACCUUCCAGAGGACACGGUCAUGUAGAGUUCAAGUCAAGAGCUGUGUGAGAUGUCCGCCUGGCGUCAUCAAUCUGACCAAACACAAAAUGCAGAUGCUGUAGAUGUUACACCCACGUGCCGCCAUGCAGCCCGGGUCAUCUGAAGCUGGCCUGACGGCACAGCCCGUGGCCAUCCUGCGGAUACACUGCCGGACGUUACUCGCCUGCGCGUGAGGGGGUCUCACUCCCACCGGGGAGGCGUGCCGCACGGACCGAAGGAUGUGCAUGUUUGUGGGUGCGCGUAUGUGUCCCUGCGUGUGAUUUUUCCGUAUGUGCUUAUUUUUGUGGAUGAGUGUGCACCAGGGCCCGGUAUAUGGAUAGAAGCUCUCUGUUUCAGCUCAUACAAGAGCAGCUGGACCCAGAGCAGACUGGUUUUAUAGCUGUGGAAAAUUUCACCAGUCUAGCUGAGCAUCAUGAGUUACAGUUGGACCCCAGCAAACUGGAGAUGCUGCUCGCGCUGGUCCAGAGCAACGAACACGGACAUGUCUGCUAUCAGGAACUCAUCGAGCUGCUGAACAGUAAACGUUCAAGUAGUUUUCGCCGAGCCAUCGCAAAUGGGCGUCGCACGCUGCAGCGAGAGAUCCUAUUGGACGAGACGGGGCUGGGUGUGUACAAGCGCUUUGUGCGCUACGUGGCUUAUGAGAUUCUGCCAUGCGAGACGGACCGCCGAUGGUACUUCCAUCAGAACAGACUGUGCCCUCCACCCGUGUUCAUGGCUAUCAUCACUAUUGUACAGAUCAUCGUGUUCAUGUGUUAUGGCGUGAUGUUAAAUAAAUGGGUGUUGCAAACGUACCAGCCGGAUUUCAUGAAGAGCCCGCUGGUGUAUCACCCCGGGCACCGGGCACAGAUCUGGAGGUUCUUCAGCUAUAUGUUCAUGCACGUUGGGUUAGAGCAGUUGGGCUUUAAUGCUCUUCUCCAGCUGAUGAUUGGAGUUCCACUAGAGAUGGUUCAUGGGAUCUUGAGAAUCAGUCUGUUGUACAUGGCAGGAGUCGUUGCUGGGUCAUUGACAGUGUCCAUCACGGAUAUGCGGGCUCCGGUGGUGGGCGGGUCCGGAGGGGUCUACGCUCUCUGCUCGGCACAUCUCGCUAACGUUGUCAUGAACUGGGCAGGUAUGAAGUGUCCAUACAAGUUGCUGCGGAUGAUUCUUGCGCUAGUUUGCAUGAGUUCUGAAGUGGGCCGCGCCGUAUGGUUACGCUUCUCGCCGCCCCUCCCCUCGUCCGGGCCACAGCCCAGUUUCAUGGCUCAUCUGUCGGGUGCCGUGGUGGGAAUCAGCAUGGGUCUGCUCAUCCUGCGCAGCUACGAGGAAUCCCUGCAUAAACAGUGUUCCUGGUGGGUUCUCAUCUUCUCCUUCAUCACCUUCCUCCUAUUCGCCAUCUUCUGGAACAUUUUCGCUUACGAGCUGCUCGGGGUACAAAUCCCGCCCCCUCCCUGAUGACACGCCUCGGUGGCUGUGAAAAGCCACGCCCCCAGACUCUCGGUAACGGUCUGAUGCAGGUUGUACUCCACUCGACCAGCAGUGGACAAACGGACGGGAGGAUUUUGAAACGUUGUGAAAUGAAAAGCAUAUUCACAUUCCAUACAGUGGACAUAUCUGGUGUGGUAUUUUUAAUGAACACUUAACGGCAGCUCGAGGGUUCGGCGAGCGCAUUUUAACGGACCGUCUGCAUAUCUUGCAACGAAAACAUGCACACGCAAAUGCAUACAUCAAAUUUGUUUUCUUUUCUGUGUGUGAAUACAGCCCGAGGCUUGUUCACGAUGCCUUUCUGAAUAAUUCGCCUCAUCCAAGCCUGUUAACAGAGAAAACAGCGUCAUCUGAACCAGGAAUGUGUCUGACAAAAACAAAGCCUUAAGGUCUUUGCACAUACAGUCCGACAUUUUCGUAUGCGUUUUUUCGUAUUUGUCUCUCGUUUUUUGUACGGUGUCUCUGAAUUGUUGUAAAAGGCCACCCAAAACGCUUGAAACGGAUGCGAAAACGCAGAAAAUCGAACCCGGUCCGAAUUUUUUAAUGAAGGACGAAAAUAUCGGAGGCAGUGUGUAAAUGUGAUUGACACAACGUGAGGUCGUAUUUAUUUGUUAACGUGCGGAAAUUUCGGAGGCAAAUUUCGGACUCAAUGUGCAAUGGGCUUUAUGCUUGAUGAUACAGCAAAGUGUUUGCAGGGGAAAGAGGGGUUGAUGUCAUCUCUUAGUGUUUGUUGUUGCUUUAUUACAGAUCGUAUAAAUAGCGUCUUUUCAGGUUUAAAACAAUCUUGAAACUACGGGAUCUAAAAUGAUCUUGGUCUUAGAUUUGGAACAAUUUCUUUGCCUUAUUUUGCUAUUGCCGGGAGGACAUAAACACAAUUUGUGUUCCAAUACUCAAUGAGCUGGGGUGUCACAAUAACCGUGAUGGAUAUUGGGUUAAUUCUGAUCAUAUAAAUAAUCCAGCGACAGGAUCAUGUUGACAUUUUUUUAUGCACCUGUGUGAAAAACGCCUUAUGAGCCGCAAUGGUUACAAACUCUCUUUUCCUCCCUACACUCCAGUGUGGCCAUAAAAAGAGAAACAAAAUAAAAAAUAAUUAGACUCAUAGCAUCUAUUUUUAAUAAUUUCAUCACGAGAAUGUCAUUGUGAAUUCUUUUGGCCAUGAUAAUGGUGUAGUGGAAAUCGGAUAUUGUGACAGCCCUACCCGCAGGCAUCCUCCAGGUGCGAAGGAUCUUCUAUCUUAUUUUGGGCAAAUUUUACAAUAGCAUCUACAGCCGUGUAGUUUAAAUGCACUGCAAAGAUAAAGAUCCAUCCGAGAUGGCGUGAGCCGUCUUUGAAUAGAGUGAAUAAUUUAUCAUGACCUCUGCAAAUUAUUCUGAUAUACACAUGUGGGAAAGGGUUUAAAAGUACGGAGAGACAGAUUUACAGGCAAUAUGUCUGUGCUGUACAGUAAUUAUUACUUCAGUCAUUGCUGUGCAGAAAACGGUUGUUAUGGUAAUAGCAACAAGAUGCUUUUGACAUAGAAACAGAAUGUCACGACCAACAUUGAGGGUUCGGCAAACCCAGACGUCUAGAUUUUGUAGCCAGCGGAGCAGAUAGUGAUUGUGACUGGAUUUUAUAUGAAUAUUUACUUUACGAUAAAACCGUCACCUAUUGAUAAGACUGCAAAACGCCAGAGAACAUUUAUUUUCCAACUUUUAGACAAAGCAAAUAAUCCCACAAUUCUGUAUUGCCAAAUUAUCAUUUGCCAACCUGCUAAAAGGUUAAUACAAGGGAAUUGCUGAAGGUUAAGAUUACCGUCUUAUCGCGUUUAGUUGAUUUCUUUUCAUUUUUGAAAAGCACGACUGUGUGUUUGGUUGAUAUCUCUGAUGUUGUGUAUUUUUUAUGCCAUAGGUCUAUAUUUAUAUUUCUUCAGAGUGGUUGUCCUUGUGGGAUCAUACCGUUUGUGAAGGUUGUCUUAAACCGAGGGCCGCGAUGAUGCAAAGCC
Molecule: messenger RNA, 3764 nt
Organism: Triplophysa rosa
Lineage: Eukaryota; Metazoa; Chordata; Actinopteri; Cypriniformes; Nemacheilidae
Gene: rhbdl1
Product: rhomboid, veinlet-like 1 (Drosophila)
Exons: 10
Coding region: 635-1753 (372 amino acids)
Cellular component (GO): membrane
Molecular function (GO): serine-type endopeptidase activity
Source: RefSeq, a predicted model, not a curated record